AUGGAACCACCAAAGAAACAAAUCAAGCUAGGGAGUAGUAGCUCCAAUGCAAGAGCAGAAACACCAUCACCACCACAUUCCAUUGAUGCAAUCAAGAACAUGUGGAGAGUCCAAGAAGAGAAGAUGAUUGGGCACUUGAAGCUAGGCUUGAGCAAGCUAUUCAAGAUAGAGUGCAGCGAGUACUCAAUGCUAACCAAGGAGUUCCUCUCCACAGUAGCUCUUGCCUUUCCCAACCACAAUGGAGACCAACCAGCUGCACAUGACUUCAAGGAGAACUCAAAGAGGAAACAAGCUGCCUUUGCUGAUUGGACACACUUUGCCAAUGAACCAUUCUUGCCUUCAAGAUCAAAGGUGUCUAGAAUCACUCAUCCAGCCAUUCGCUAUGUGCACCGCCUCAUCUCCACCACUUUCCAAUGCAAACAAGAAGCCAACAAGGUCACAACUGAUGAGUUCUACAUCCUCACCACACCAUUCAUCAAGCAUGAGUACAAGGCCAACCUUGGCCUUUUGCUUGCCAAGACACUUAUCAAUGUGAGGAAUCUAGCUCAAGACUUGGAAGGCAACAAGAAGCUUUGUGUUCGCUUUGGGAGGCUCAUCACGGCCAUAGUACAACAUGUGGGGAUUGACAUUCCCAACUAUGAGCCACUACCCAAGCCAAUCCCUUUGGAUCUCCAUGCCCUUCAGCAAAUCCACUUCCUAAACCGUUGGACUAAAGACCCAACCAAGUUUUGGACCAACCAACACUUCCUUGUCUUGCUGCCACAUGAAGAUAUCCCAAGCCUACGCUCAGGUGUUGUCACUUUCCAGCCCAAGGAGGAAGACUUCUAUGUUCCAUCAAGUGAGAAACCAUUGAUGUACUUGCAUUUUACAUAG
Molecule: messenger RNA, 873 nt
Organism: Microthlaspi erraticum
Lineage: Eukaryota; Viridiplantae; Streptophyta; Magnoliopsida; Brassicales; Brassicaceae
Source: the annotation of a GenBank genome assembly